Molecule: messenger RNA, 2761 nt
Organism: Lepisosteus oculatus (spotted gar)
Lineage: Eukaryota; Metazoa; Chordata; Actinopteri; Semionotiformes; Lepisosteidae
Product: TBC1 domain family member 24-like
Biological process (GO): response to oxidative stress
Cellular component (GO): nucleus
Source: RefSeq, a predicted model, not a curated record
GCUGUCACAGGUCAUGCUACAGGACAGGCCAGGCUGACAGCAGCGUGUGAAGCCCAGGGUCUGCAGGCAGGGUUGUGGUGGAAGAAGAGGAGGCUCUGGCUCGGGGAAUUUUCCAUCGCACGGCUGGAGGAACAUGGAAACGCCAAGGCUGACCCGGCCUUCCCCGCCCAGCCCACCAGAUGACAUCACAGCCGCGGUCCCGACCUUGAGCAAAACCUGUCAACACGGAGGCCCCGGAGAACACUGUUGCACCAACAGAGGACGGUCAAGAGGAACAGCUGAAGCUCCCAGCCCGCCCGCAGUCCUGACAGUUCCACCGUAGAGCUUGACGGACAUGGAGAGGCCAGUCCCGCAGAUAAAUAUUUCAAAAACAGACGAGGAGCUCCCAGCCCCGUCGAGCUCCGCAAGGUCAAGGUCACACUCCUGCCAGGACAGGGAGAGCCGCCCCGCGGGGCUCCCUCCGGAAGAUGAGCCGACGGAGCCGGGGGCGAGGAGACCCCGGUCGAGGUCCUUUUACAGUUUCGAGACGUCCAAGAGCACCAGCGAUGGACCCCUGACCAGGUCCAACGCCAUGAGGCCGCGAUCUAAGUCUCUCCUGAGCGGCGAUGGGAUGCUGUCCUGGCUGCAGUUCCGGAGACCCAGGACAAACUCCAGCGGCAAAAAGCCGCCAUCGAAAGACCUAGAUGGAAGUGGAAAGAAUGUGCUAAACAUUCCAAUUCUGACCAUUUCGGAAUCAGACAACUGGGAAGUUAGUUCAUCCUCCACAAUGAAAUACUGGCAAUUCGUAGACUGGGAAAAAAUGGAGCCUAAAUCUGCCCUAAACUACCAGAAGAUCUUACAGAGUGACUGCAAGCAACUGAAGAGCAUGGCCAGAGCAGGUUUUUGGUCCACAAGCCACACUCUGAGAGCCAAGGCCUACCACCACAUCAUCCAUGGCAUCAGCUGUAGGUCUGUCACCCCAGACAGGGAGAUCUACCAGCAGCUCUCUGAGAAACUGUUUGGGAAGAAGAAAACGAGCACUCACCCUUUCCCAGAAUACAUGGAGAAUGGCGCAAUCCCCAUGUACUGUCUCAGCAAGACUGGGGUCAACUCGGUCAGGAAGAUUCUCCUUUGUAUCGCGGCACAUUUCCCCGAUAUCACACACUGCCCAGUCCUGCCGGCCCUGGUGUCUCUGCUUCUGCAUUUCAGUGAGGACGAAGCGGAGUGCUUCCACAAUGUGUGCAGACUCAUUGCUUACAAUGACCCGGACAAGCGCUACAUAGACCAGACGUUCCUCGCCCACAGAGCCUCCUGCAUGACUUUCCGAGACCUCGCCAACAAAUACUGCCAUGGUGCCCACAAGCUCAUCGCCACCUCCAACCAGAGUCUGUUUGACAUCUACUCAGAUUGGAUAAUGUGGAUCUUUGGUGCCGGGCUUCCAUUUGAGUACGCCAUCCGGGUCUUGGAUGUGUUCCUGCUGGAAGGCUACAAAGUACUCUACCGGGUUGCUCUGGUUCUGCUCAGUCUCUACAAAGGUUCUGUGCCCUCCACGCCCUCCCACAUUGCCAAUAUCAGACAAGACAUCAUGAGCUUUGUAGGGAACAUCUCUUGCCAUAUCACAGUGGACAAGCUGCUGGAGAAGGCCUUCAGCAUCCGCCUCUUUUCACGCAAAGAAAUCAACCUGCUCUUGUCUGCUAACAUGAGCGCCCUCCUGCAGAAGGGCAUUAGCAUUCAUCAGAAGAGGAUGUCCGUACAUCUAGCAGUGGAUCUGGAUAACUUCAGCUCCAGUAUUGUCACUGGACAGGAGAUGAGGAUGGUCUGGUCCUGGAUUCCAGAGCGCUUUGCCCUGUUCCAACCCAUCAUGCUGUUCACCACCAGUGAGCAUGGGCGCAGCCUGACGUCGUUCUAUUCGCAAGUUGAAGGCAGUGAACCGACUGUUCUUCUGCUCAAAACUGAAGACGAGGAAGUCUGCGGUGCAUUCCUCUCGUCCGACUGGAGCGAAAGAAACAAAGGUGGUGGGAAGGGCCUGAGCUUCUUUGGCACUGGGGAGUGCUUCGUUUUUACCCUGUGCCCUGAGAUGGAGCGUUAUGAGUGGGCCAUCCUCCACCAGCCCAAGAUUGCGAAGGAAACCCACAUCCACUCCUCACCACACCUGAAGCCUCCCCCAGCCCUGGCCACUGAGGUCCCACCUCCUGUGACGCUGGCCGGCCCAGGAGGGACACCCCAGGAUCCCAGCUACCUGACUGUCCCGUUCUCCGUGCCCUCUGAAGGCCCCCCACCCGAGCCUGCUCCCAGGAAACCCCCAAAGCAUCCUUUCCCUGCCUCGAUGUUCAUGGCAGGGGGCACCGAAAGGAUUAUCAUCGGAGGCGGUGGGGGUCAGGCCUUGUGCAUUGCAGCUGACCUGCUGAACGGAUGGACAGAACACUGUGACACCUUCCAGAACCCCCCUCUCUGCCGAGACAGCUUCAGGAUUCAGUGCCUGGAGGCCUGGGGAAUCCAGAACUCUCUAUAACCCCAAUAAUAAUGUGAAAAAUGUAGUGAAUAGAAGAAGUUGUUAUUAUUAUUUAUUCGUUUGUUUGACGUUUUUAACAACGGUUAUUCACAGUUCAAAGUAUAUUUAAUUACUGAUUGUUCCCGUUGGCUUUAUUUUGAUUGCUCAAUAAUUGUGUUUCAUCUGAAUGAGCUCAAUGUUUAUAUAUCCAUUAUGUGCUGCACAGCAUAUUGGUGUGGUUAAUCUGUGUACAUAUUUUUGACCAAUUAAAGAAAAGGUUUCAUAUUCUAA